AAUUCGCUCAAACUUUCAAGAUUUUUUUCCGAGGCCCGGAGGGCCGAGUCUUAUAUACCAAUUGACUCAGCUCGACGAUUUGGGACAAUGUCUGUGUGUGUAUGCGUAACGGGCAAAUUCUCAUUCGUGUUUCUCAGCAAUGGCUGAACCGAUCUUAUCCAAACCAAUUUUAAAUGAAAGAACUAAAAAACAGUAAGAAAGCUUUUAAUUUGUUUUUGAUUCUGAUGUUUAUUUUCCAAGAUAUGAAUGUUUGAAUUCUUAAAAAUGGCGUUUUUUGCAGUUUUUUGAAUUAUCUGCCGAAAUUGACAAUAUAGAUUAACAAUUUAUAUGUUUUAGACAGUGUCGCAACUGCUCAUUGCGCCGCACCAUACAUCCAAACACAACGAUGGGGCACACCUAUAUUAAACAUCUUUCCCACGUCAUCGCCCCUUUAUUUAGGACGCCGCUGGCGCAAGUAUGAACGAGGAGAGGUAGAUAAAACGUCAGUGAGGGUGAAGAAGAGAUAAAAGAAGUAAACAGAUCGUGAAGUUAACAUUUCUAAACCUAAACCUAAAAUUACUUAUGAGCUAGUUAAAAUUCUUAAUCUACAAUUGUAUAACGCUAAUUAAAAACCUAAAUUGGAUGCUCUGCCUGAAAUUGUAAGUAGAAGGCAGCUACUAGUAGUUAUAAAUAAUACGGAAAUUUUUGGCUUCAGAAUCACAGUUCAGUUAAUACAUGCGGUACUGCAUUCAUCCCUAAACUUAAAUAGAGCAGUUCGUACAAGUCCUUAAUUGACACUUAGUUGCUAUCUUAAUAUCUACGGAAACAAGCAAACUAAAUCAAACGAUCAAGCGAGCGUUCGAAAAAAGGUAAAUUGUAGUUAAAAAUUAUGUAAAUGUAAUUCUAACCUAAAAAACUAAAAACCUUAGCUUACCCACCACCGAUCUACGAACUAAACGUAAAGGAGAACAAACACAGAAGAGACACUAAACGUAAGUCGAUAUAUUUCAUGCAAAUUUAUGUAUAAAAUAAGACAAUCACACACACUGAAAAAUUAUCAUGUACAACAUAAAACACAUAUUCUUCCCCUUUUGAAUAGGGAUUUUUUAAUCGUCGCGCAGUUAUCGUCGCUGAGUGCGCUGAAAUACAGCUGAAAUACACGUCGUUUCAAGAAAUCGGAAAUCAGUUACUUUAUUCGUUGCAAAUUGCAACAUUUUAAAAAAUCCGUUUAGUUCGCGAUCGGGGAGGCUUCAACAAUGUCCAAGAAGGGGCGAGAAAAUGUGCUGAAACCGGGUGUGAGUUGUGGUGUGUGCAAUGAUCCGGACGACAGUCGGAUGGUAUGCUGCGACGACUGCGGUAGAUGGUUCCAUUUUGGAUGCGUGGGCGUUGACGAAGGGAUCGAGGAAGUCGACUGGAAUUGUUCAUCGUGCGAAAAAAGGCGGACAGCUCAGGUCACUCCGACCCUUUUAACGGUUCCAGUGCCAGGAGGAACAAAUCAACAGACGGAAGGCACCCAAGAGCAGCAAAAGAAGUUAGUCUUGGAAUUUCGGAAGCAAAUGGCAGAUAUGGAACGUAGGUUCGACGAACAGCAGCAGACAUAUGAGAAAAUGCUUCAGGAGAAGGAUCGCGAGUUGAAGAAUGCGGUUAAUGAUUUGCAGCACCAGUUCCAACGCCGCCUGGAGAAGAAAGAGCAACAAGUUCGAGAUGAGUUGUUUGCCCCGCCGGCUGUGCCGCCACCUAGUGCGAAUUCCACUACGCUAGGAAAUGAGAAACGCGUGGCGACGGAUAUGUGUCAGGUGCUCGAGCGAAUGGACAAACGGCUUCAGGAGAUGGCGAAAAAGCAGAGUCUAGAUACGAAGCGUCUUGAAGGAAGAUUAAGAGCGAUGGAAAUCAGCACUCGUGACCAAAUGCAGAGAAAUAGCAGUGGUUUGAACGUCGAUGCGGAUCCAUUCGAGCAGAAUCAUCAUUCUGACGUUCCAUCAGAAGCACCGUCUCACGAACUAAGUAGAAGUCAGCUUGCAGCGAGGCAUGCAGUGGCAAAGGAACUGCCCAUCUUUACUGGCAAUCCUGAGGAGUGGCCUCUGUUUAUCGCCACUUAUGAAAGCACCACCAAGAUGUGCGGUUUUAGUGACGAAGAAAAUCUGCUCAGACUUCAGCGAUCUUUAAAAGAUAAAGCUCUCGAGGUGGUAAGAAGCCGAUUGCUAUAUCCAGCUGGGCUUGAAGGUGUUAUUCAUACGCUACGUACGCUAUUCGGUCGUCCAGAGAUUAUCGUACACUCGCUAGUGUGCAAAAUUCGGGAGAUGCCUGCACCGAAGACGGAGAAAUUGGAAACUCUGAUUGAUUUCGGUGUCGCAGUCCAGAACAUGUGUGCAACGAUAGUGGCUUGUGGAUUGAACGAGCAUCUGUGCAAUGUAGCACUUCUCCAAGAGCUUGUUGAAAGAUUACCACCAACCAUUAGGCUCGAUUGGGCGAAACACCGACAACCUUUACAAGGAAUCACACUGUCAGACUUCAGUACCUGGUUGGGUACGCUUGUGGAAGCAGCAUGUGUAGUUACGGUUCCGUCGUCAAUUAGUAUAUACACCGGCAAACCAGAGAAGCGUAGUCGAAAGGAAGAGGUCCACGUUCAUCUCGAAACCAGUUCUGGUCAGGCAUCGAGCUCAAUAGAGUCGAUGGUUCCGCGGCCUGGAAUUUUUGUGGAUGUCGAGAAAUCAGUGGCCUGUCACAAUGUCGCCAAUCGGACAAACUGAAGAAGAAAAGCGUCUACAUGUGCUCCAUCACUCUGUACAGCGUUCUCUAUUUCGGUGGGAAGAUUUCUCCAAGUGGAAUAAGUUGAUGCGUGUCGUAGCGUUUGUUAAAAGAUAUCCAGCGAAUCUCAUCAGGAAACUGGCAGGAAAGCCCAUUGCCACUGGUCCACUGACUCAACUGGAGCUUAAGGAGGCAGAGCUGUUUAUUCUGAAGCAAGCGCAAGAUGCUGAGUUUGCUGCAGACAUAGAGCGACUGAAGAAACCGAACCCUGCGCCGUGGAAACGAGUGAUACCAAAGAGUAGCACUCUAUACGGUCUCAGUCCCACGCUGGAUGAAGAUGGACUGCUGCGAAUGAAAGGUCGUAUAGACGCUUGCGAAUUUGCAGAGGAGUGUACCAAGCGCCCGAUACUGCUGCCGAAACGUCACCCAAUAACAGAUCUCAUCAUCAUGAGCAUCCAUCAGCAAUAUUGCCACAUAAAUCACCAAACCGUGCUCAACGAAGUGCGCCGUAGAUUCUACGUACCUCAGCUCCGUUCUGUGUACCGUCAGGUACGAAAUCACUGUCAACUCUGCAAGAACCGUCAAGCGAAGCCGGCUGCACCAGAAAUGUCUGCUCUUCCGCCUACGCGAUUGAAGGCCUUCUGUCGUCCGUUCUCUUAUGUCGGCAUCGAUUACUUUGGGCCAAUGUCCGUAGUUGUCGGCCGGAGGACUGAAAAACGGUGGGGUGUGUUAAUCACCUGCCUGACCGUACGAGCAAUACAUCUAGAGGUGGCUCACAGCCUUACAACUGACUCGUGCAUUCUCGCUAUCAGAAACUUCAUUGCCAGAAGAGGAACUCCGGUAGAAAUAUUCAGCGACCGCGGAACCAACUUUAUCGGUGCUAGCCGAGAACUUAAAGAAGCGCUGCAGCAAGUAAAUCAGGACCAAAUGAUGAAACAUUUCGUCACCACCGAAACAAAGUGGUCGUUCAAUCCUCCCGCAUCUCCGCACUUCGGUGGAGCUUGGGAACGCCUUGUUCAAACCGUUAAAAAGGCCCUCAAGCACACCCACCGAUGAGAUACUGAGGAAUAUGCUAAGUGAGGUCGAAUUAAUCGUUAACUCUCGACCGCUGCUAGAAUUGCCGCAAGACGACGAACUGUCAUCUGCGCUAACCCCGAAUCAUUUUCUGCUCGGGUCAUCAGACGGUUCUAAGCCCCCGAUCGCGUUCGACGACAGUAGCUAUGCACUGAAACAAAGUUGGAAGAUGUCGCAGGUUUACGCUAACAGAUUCUGGCGACGUUGGGUUGCUGAAUAUCUACCAUCCCUGACCCGAAGGACGAAAUGGUUUCAACGUGUUAAACCUGUGGCUGAAAGAGACAUUGUUGUUAUGGUGGAUGAAACCUUACCGAGAAACUGCUGGCCGAAAGGUCGAGUGAUUCGUGCAAUCCAGUCCAAGGACGGACAGGUUCGUAGAGCUCUCGUGCAGACCACUACUGGAGUCCUGGAGAGACCAGCAGUGAAGCUCGCAGUUUUGGACGUUGGUGCAACCGUAAGUACAUCGAAUCAGUGAUCUCGAAGUACUGGGGGGGAGUGUCGCAACUGCUCAUUGCGCCGCACCAUACAUCCAAACACAACGAUGGGGCACACCUAUAUUAAACAUCUUUCCCACGUCAUCGCCCCUUUAUUUAGGACGCCGCUGGCGCAAGUAUGGACGAGGAGAGGUAGAUAAAACGUCAGUGAGGGUGAAGAAGAGAUAAAAGAAGUAAACAGAUCGUGAAGUUAACAUUUCUAAACCUAAACCUAAAAUUACUUAUGAGCUAGUUAAAAUUCUUAAUCUACAAGUGUAUAACGCUAAUUAAAAACCUAAAUUGGAUGCUCUGCCUGAAAUUGUAAGUAGAAGGCAGCUACUAGUAGUUAUAAAUAAUACGGAAAUUUUUGGCUUCAGAAUCACAGUUCAGUUAGUACAUGCGGUACUGAAUUCAUCCCUAAACUUAAAUAGAGCAGUUCGUACAAGUCCUUAAUUGACACUUAAUUGCUAUCUUAAUAUCUACGGAAACAAGCAAACUAAAUCAAACGAUCAAGCGAGCGUUCGAAAAAAGCUUACCCACCACCGAUCUACGAACUAAACGUAAAGGAGAACAAACACAGAAGAGACACUAAACGUAAGUCGAUAUAUUUCAUGCAAAUUUAUGUAUAAAAUAAGACAAUCACACACACUGAAAAAUUAUCAUGUACAACAUAAAACACAUAUUCUUCCCCUUUUGAAUAGGGAUUUUUUAAUCGUCGCGCAGUUAUCGUCGCUGAGUGCGCUGAAAUACAGCUGAAAUACACGUCGUUUCAAGAAAUCGGAAAUCAGUUACUUUAUUCGUUGCAAAUUGCAACAGACAGCUUUAACGAAUACCUUUCGAAGCUAUAGAUUGUUGAAAUCGGACUAUUAUCAAAAGAGAUAUUUAACAUUAAAUGCGGACGAAAGAUUUUUAUCAUUUCCCAUUAACAGAAAUAUGACCAAAAACAUGUAAUCUAUUAUUAACGCCAAAACGGCUUUUUUUAGGUCAAUAGUAUCUUUAGAGAAUAUAAUGGAGGCAAUACGCCCUUUCUUUUGGUAUUGUGCUUUUGCUGAUUAAUCAUCCCCCUAUG
Molecule: messenger RNA, 5343 nt
Organism: Topomyia yanbarensis
Lineage: Eukaryota; Metazoa; Arthropoda; Insecta; Diptera; Culicidae
Exons: 2
Coding region: 1236-2729 (497 amino acids)
Source: RefSeq, a predicted model, not a curated record